AUGACUGUUCCAGCAUUCGAAGCAAUUGUUACUGCAGUAGCAAAGAACAGUGAUACAUCAAAUUCAUUAAAACCAAAUGGUGAACAUUUUCCGACACAAGAAUUUAGUGUUUUAAGAAGAAUUGAGAUUGGUUUAGGUAUUGGUGGUGGUGUGAUUAAUUCUAUGCUUUAUAAUGUUGAUGGUGGUCAUCGAGCUGUUAUUUUUGACCGUUUUCAAGGUGUUAAACUAGAUGUUAUUGAAGAAGGAACUCAUUUUAUGAUUUCAUGGCUUCAUAGACCAAUGAUAUUUGAUAUUCGUGCACGGCCACGAUCUGUUCCAUCAAUAAUAGAAAUAAAAGAUUUACAAGCAAUUAAUAUAACAUUACGUAUUCUUUAUCGACCAAGAGCUGAACUUUUACCAAAAAUUUUUUGCAAAUUUGGUUUUAAAAUCUGUUGUACUAAGUCUCAAUUUGAUGCUAUUGAAUUGAUUACACAACGUACACUUAUUUCUCACCGUUUUAGUGAAUUAUUAACAGAACGUACUGCUCAAUUUGGUUUAUUACUUGAUGAUAUUUCAAUUACAUAUUUAAGUUUUAGACCUGAAUUUACAAGUGCUGUUGAAUUAAAACAAGUUGCACAACAAGAUGUUGAAAAACAACGAUUUUUAGUCGAAAAAGCUGAACAAAGUCGUCAAGCAAAUGUUAUUGCAGUAGAAGGUGAUGCUCGUGCAGCUGAUUUAAUUGGCAAAGCUUUAGAUGAAGCUGGUGAUGAUAAUCAAAAUUAUAUAAAUGCUCGAUUUCGUUCACCACUUGUCAAUUAUUUACCACAUUUGCUACAGCUCAUUUUUCAACUUGUUCUAUCACGUGAUCAUCGUAUUGGUAUUGAUUCAAUUCCAACAGGAAUUUGUUAUGCUGGAACAAGUGAUCAUGGUUUUAGUCGACGAAGGUUAUUUACUGCAGUCCCAUUAGUUAAUCAAUAUCCUAUAGGUUCAAUUCUUCUUGAAAAUCCAUAUUAUGGUUUAAGAAAACCACUAAAUCAAUCUCGUUCAUCAUUAUUAUAUGUUACCGAUUUAUAUAUUAUGAGUGAAGUACUUGUUUUAGAAACAUUUAUGCUACUUCAUUGGUGUCAAAAAAUGAAGUUAACAUCAGUUAUUCUACAUGGUUUUUCUUUUGGUGGACAUAUGGCUUCAUUAGCAUUUACAAAAUGGCCUGAUCUACCUUCUCGACAAUUCUAUGAAAAUAAAGCCUUUCAAACAUUUUAUGAUUAUUUACGUGAACGAAAUCGAUCAAUUGAUUCAAAUAAAAUUGUUCUCGAUCUAAUUAAAGAUGUGAUGCGUCUUCUUAUGGAUGAAUUUACAUCUUUAUAUAAUUAUUUACGUUCAGUUCAAUCAAAUAUAUCUAAUGCUAUGCUUAUUGCUUGUACACAUGAUGGUUAUGUAUUACGUGAUGGUCUUCAUCAUGCUGCUGCUGAAAUGUUACAACGACAAGAACCAAAUGUAAAACUAAAAAAACAUCUAAUCAUAUCACCAAUUUCUGUUACUACACCUAAAAAUUUGUGAACAUAUAUAUUUUUUUCAUAUAGAUAUUUUCUCGAAAAGUAUCAAAUAUUUCCUAGUUUUUGUGUUAUGAUUUGAAUAAUAACUCAGAGAAAAAAAAACUUUUGAUCGAAUAUAAACUAGAUAAUAUAGUA
Messenger RNA from Rotaria sordida, 1667 nucleotides. The record is from the annotation of a GenBank genome assembly. NCBI's taxonomy places the organism in Eukaryota, Metazoa, Rotifera, Eurotatoria, Philodinida, Philodinidae.